Molecule: messenger RNA, 3243 nt
Organism: Trematomus bernacchii (emerald rockcod)
Lineage: Eukaryota; Metazoa; Chordata; Actinopteri; Perciformes; Nototheniidae
Gene: znf395b
Product: zinc finger protein 395b
Exons: 10
Coding region: 205-1542 (445 amino acids)
Biological process (GO): regulation of transcription by RNA polymerase II
Cellular component (GO): nucleus
Molecular function (GO): DNA-binding transcription factor activity; RNA polymerase II cis-regulatory region sequence-specific DNA binding
Source: RefSeq, a predicted model, not a curated record
CCUAACACACACACGUAGGCGCGUAUCCGACCGACCAACCCCCUUCUCCCCGGCAGCAGCAGAUUGGAGAGCCGGCGAACGGCGGGACAGCCAGGCAGCGACGACCAGCUGCUGCAGCUCCGACGGCACGGGAAGCACCGAGAUCUGCACCGAACCAGGAGGUGUGUCAGUGUGCUGAGUCCCCUUAUUGUGUGCAACAGCACCAUGGCAGCUACGGGACCUGAGGACAGAGCUGAAGAAGGGCCGGGGGGGGCUGCAGUCUGCCCCCCCGGCCUGCAGGCCUGCACCUCUACAACCACGCACAGCAGCAACGAGCCAGACAUGCACAACACUCUGGUGUGUACACCGAGGUGCCAGGCUGAAAAAGGUUUGAUGGAGAGCGGCCAUCAGAAGAACAGGACAUCAGUCCAGCUGCAGAGGGAGGCUGAGCGAGGCUGGAGCAACAUGGCUGCCCCCUCUCACUCUGUGGGACCCACAAUGCACCUGGGCAAUAGGUCAGCUGCUAGAGAGGCACCCUACUGUUUCCGCAGUCCGGAGUCAGUGGAGAUGGACGAGAUCAUGGCGGCCAUGGUUCUGACCAGCCUGUCCUGCAGCCCCGUGGUGCAGAGCCUUCCCCAAAGUGAUCCUGGACCAGCCGCCUCGACCUCAGCUGACAUGGAGUGUGGUGGUGGAGAGCUCUCCGACAGUGGCAGCAGUGGCUACUGGAGCUGGGACCACGGCAACGUAAGCCCUGCCCCCUCGCCGUCCGUCACUGAGAUUGACAGCAGCCCCGAUGAAGGCCUACAGAUGGAGCUGGAGCAGGGGGAAGAGCUUAAUGCCAAAAAGCCAAAGAGCUCUUUCAGAAGUGUGUACAGGUGUCUGUGGCCCAGCUGUGGCAAGGUGCUCACGUCUUCAGUAGGAAUAAAAAGACACAUCCGUGUGCUGCAUCUCGGCAGUGCGUCAGAUCAGUCCCAGAGAGAAGAAGACUUCUACUACACCAAGUUCUCCUGUGAGAGCGUGGACUCCCCCCCGACUCCGGCCCCGUCCCAGCAGGCUCUGGGCCAGGCCUCGUCCUCUCAUCUCAGCUGGGCCCCCUGCGAUACUCCUCCGGCCUCUGGGGUCCAGAUCCCUCCAGCUCACAGACCCCGGUCCAACUCCAGCUCCGGGCCGGGCACCAGCAGGCCCAGUCCGCUCAGCCAGUCGGCCCCCAGCAGCUUCUGGCAGAUCCACUCGGAGCAUCUGUAUCAGGCCUGCAGCCCCGUCCAGGUAUCUGUGGCCUCAAGGACCCCCGGGUGCCAGGGUUGGAACCCCUCUGCCUCCGUCUCUGGCCAUACUAACACUCCGGUGGUGAAGCCUCGCUGUCGCUCCGUCAGUGUGGGGGAACAGUGGCUCCAGCAGAACAGGCUGCAGCCUAUGACUGCUUCCCCCUCCCGCACUCACUGCUCCUUCAGGAAGGGUCGUGGUGAGGCCAAAAAGUGCCGUAAGGUGUAUGGAGUGGAGCGCAAGGAUCAGUGGUGCACCGCCUGUCGCUGGAAAAAAGCCUGCCAGCGCUUCCCCGACUAAAGACUGUUGUGUGAUGAAGAGCGAGAGCAUGAGAGACGAAGACGUGAAUGAAUGGAUGAAUGAUAAAAAGAGACUUUUAUCAAAAAGAGGAUAUAAUCCAGGGCCUGAGAGCCUAUAAGAAAAAACACGUCUGUUUUUAUUUUCAGGCUACAUCCACACAAAUACAUUUUUCGUGUUAAAACACAUAAUAUUGAUAUAUUAACGCCUAGCGUCCACAUAACAAUGAUUUUUUUUAACCAAUAAAGCAGAGACUUUUGAAACAUUGCUGACCCCAUUUAAGUCUGAAAACUCUGGGAUUGCAUUUCAGUCCGGACAGGCAGAAACAGUCUUUUGAAAAUGAUAAAGCCUACGUUAGCUUACUGUUCUUUUACAGGUGGAAACAGUCUUUUCAAAGCUAACACUAACUGUUGUUUUAAAGGCAAAAAAACAUUUAUUUUGAAAAUGCUAAAGCUUACAUUAGCUUACUGUUCUUGAAAAGGCAGAAACAGUGUCUUUUAAAUAUGCUAAAGACUAUGUUAGCUUACGGUUGCUUGACGGGAGGAAAAAUAGUUUUUUGAAAGUGCUAAAGCCUACGCUAGCUUACUGUUCUUGUACAAGUGGAAACAGUCUUUUUAAAUCUUAUGUCAGCGUACUGUUGUUUAACAGGCAACUGAUUCUUUUGAAAUGAUGACGCCUAGGUUAGCUUACUUUUUGCAUGUCUUUGUAGAUCAUGUCCUUUCCCACUUCAACAGGUCCCUAUUACUUAAUAUUUUACCGAAAAGCAACAACAUUAAUGUAUGUGCUUUGCACUGACUCCCAAUCUAUGGAUUAUUUUCACGGCCUUUACCGCCUUAAUAUUUUGCGUUUCUGUCAGUAACAGUUCAAACUCGUCUCUGGUGAUACUUUCCGCCAUUGCUGUUGUUCCUCCGUAGUACUUUCUGGAACUAAACAACUAACCUCACAGUAGACAAUCAGCUUUCUGUUUACACCGGCACACGCAGACCCAGUGUAAAUGAAUGGUCAUGUGAUGUGUGUUAUCAGGCGUGUUAAUAUUGGCGGAGGUUCUUUCUGAAACGGUGCUAAAACGCUUGUGUUUACGGAGAUCGUAUCCGUGUGGAUGUAGCCUCAACCUUUUAAUUUUCUUUCUGAAGAAAUGCAAAUGAACUUUUCUGUAUCUUUGUAACUUGAUCCUGAAAACUGAAGUCUGUUGACUGACUUUAACCAUGUGACGUGCUAAGCCUACAAUACUCUUCUACUUUAUCCAAAGGUUAUAUAACUGCCGCUGUAGCUCUACUGUAUUAGAUUGCUACUUGGCUGUUUUUCUUUAUUCCAACCUUUUCUUCCAGUGGUUACACAGUGGUUAUGAUGUACAUUAUAUUGUGUGCUUUGAGUUACGUACGAGUAUUUUAUACCUUUUUUUUUUAAAUUGUCUCGUUCCGCCUGUGUAUUGGGCAGAUUAUUUUUUGGGAACUUUCAUGUUUUUUGGCACUUUGUUGGAAUAUAAACUCACAAGAAUAAGCUAAAAUUGGUUCGACUCAACCAAGUUCAUAUUUCCUUCCUGCCCAUGUGUUGGCAUACGACCAGUGUUAAAGGUUUUAUCCCUGAAGCUAUCGAGUCAUGGCAGUGGGACGACUAGCGUUAGGGAAACGAGUUUGUAAUAGCAAUAAAUAAGAGAAAAAAUAUAUUGUCAAACACAAAUUAAAAAGCACUGAUAACUUGAAA